Messenger RNA from Planococcus citri (citrus mealybug), 4735 nucleotides. Its product is annotated as ATP-dependent helicase brm-like. The record is from RefSeq and is a predicted model, not a curated record. Gene Ontology annotation, cellular component: nucleus. Gene Ontology annotation, biological process: positive regulation of transcription by RNA polymerase II. The transcript is spliced from 23 exons. Bases 190 to 4554 code for a protein of 1454 amino acids. Gene Ontology annotation, molecular function: DNA binding; ATP-dependent chromatin remodeler activity; transcription factor binding. NCBI's taxonomy places the organism in Eukaryota, Metazoa, Arthropoda, Insecta, Hemiptera, Pseudococcidae.
CAUCAUGUCGAAUCGUCUUAUCGAUGUUAUGUGGCAUUGUACCUAAAAACCUAAUGUUGAUAUGUGAUAAAACUCAAAAAAAUUACCAAAAUGUUUUAUGUUGAACUUAUUUUUUGUUAUAUUUACGUGUUUUCAGUUUAAAAUUGUUAUUUAAUUUCUUAAUCAUCUCUGUAGUUAACCAAUUUCACCAUGGCUAGUCCUUCACCUCAAAAUUCUCCGAUGCCUCCGCCUCAAACUACAUCUCUGAUGGGACCACCUCAGAGUUCACCCUCACCUUCACCCAUAGGUUCGGUGCCUUUUAACCAUGGACCUGCUCCUAUGAUGAAUCAUAAUAUGAAUGGUAACAGUGCUGGGACAUCGCCACAAACGAUACAACCAGCGUCACCCAAUUAUCCGCUACAUUCCGCUAGUCCAAUGGGUGCACCAGGACCUCAUCAGCAACAAAUUACGGUGCCUGGAACUAGGCAAGAGAAUUUGAACGCGUUACAACGUGCCAUUGAUAAUAUGGAAGAAAAAGGUAUGCAAGAAGAUCCUCGUUACUCGCAGUUGAUCGCGUUAAGGGCCAGGCAGGGUAACAUGGAAGGUCCUAGACCUCCUAUGCAGCAACAGAAUACAGGAAAACAUAUAUUUAGCUCUAGUCAGUUGCAUCAACUUAGAGCUCAGAUUAUGGCGUACCGACAGUUGACUAGAAAUCAACAUAUUUCACCAGAGCUUAUGAUGGCAGUUCAGGGUAAGAAAACAGAUGGGCAAUUGGGUGUCCAAAGUCCUGUGUCGGCAUCUUCGGAUUCGUUUCAGCAACGUGCAAUGUCUGAAAAUGAUAUGAUGGAUCCGAAUCAUAUGCGACUCGUUGGACCACAAUCUGGCAUGCAGAUGCCACACGGAUCUCAACAGAUUAGGCCUGGUAUGCCAUUAUCUCCGGGAUCGAUAAAUUCGCAAAUGCGUCCGCCUCAGCAGAUGUUACCAAUGCAUCCACAAAUGCCAAUGGCUCAGGGUAUGACGCCUAUGCAGCAACCUCAACAGUUACCACAGCAGCUACCUCAGCAAUCUGCACCACAGGGUCAACAGUUACCACAAAAACAAGGUCGAGUCACUUCGGUAUCUAAGCCCGUUGGUAUCGAUCCUGUAUUAAUUCUUCAAGAAAGGGAAAACAGGGUUUCGGCUAGAAUAGCUAAUCGUAUGGAAGAGUUGAACAGUUUACCAUCAUCUAUACCUGAAAGUCUUAAACUCAAAGCAGAGUUAGAACUAAGAGCUUUACGCGUGUUGAAUUUCCAACGUCAGUUGCGUGCUGAAGUAUUGGCGUGUACAAGACGAGAUGCCACUUUAGAAACCGCUCAUAAUAUCAAAGCAUACAAACGAACCAAAAGACAAGGUUUAAAAGAGGCUCGCGCUACAGAAAAAUUAGAAAAACAACAGAAAAUGGAAGCCGAUCGGAAAGAAAGACAAAAACAUCAAGAGUACUUGAGUGCCAUUUUACAAAACUGCAAAGACUUUAGAGAAUACCAUCGCAACAAUGUAACUAAAAUUUCUAAACUGAAUAGAGCUGUACUCAAUUACCACGCAAAUGCCGAAAAAGAACAGAAAAAGGAACAAGAACGGAUUGAGAAGGAGAGAAUGCGAAGGCUUAUGGCUGAAGAUGAAGAAGGAUACAGAAAACUCAUUGAUCAAAAAAAAGAUAAGCGCUUGGCCUUUUUGCUUUCGCAAACAGACGAAUACAUUGGAAACCUUACAGAGAUGGUCAAACAGCAUAAAGUUGAGCAACGUAAAAAACAAGAAGAAGAAGAUGAAAAGAAGAAAAAACAAAAACGCAAACGAAGGCGCACUGAUGGAGAACAAUUUGGUUCUGAAAUGGAUGACGAUAAUUCUCAGUUAUCCGAUUUACACGUUACAGUGCUGGAAACGUCGACUGGAAAACAACUUCGAGGAGAAGAGGCCCCUCUGGCGAGCCAGAUCAAUUCGUGGUUGGAAUCACAUCCUGGAUGGGAAGUUGUCGAAGGAAGUGAUUACGAAGAUGACGAAUUUGACGAAGAAGGGGAUGAUGAUGGGUCCAAAGAUGCCGAAGGUAAAGAGAGGACUGAAGAAAGUAGGGCGAAAGCGGUUCUUAGGAAAGCCAAAGUUGAAGACGAUGAGUACAAGAACGCCUCAGAAGAGCACACUUAUUAUAGUAUUGCUCAUACGGUUCACGAAUGUGUCACAGAACAAGCUUCAAUUUUAGUCAAUGGCAGUUUGAAGGAGUAUCAAAUUAAGGGUUUAGAGUGGCUCGUUUCACUUUAUAAUAACAAUUUGAAUGGUAUAUUGGCUGAUGAGAUGGGUUUGGGUAAAACUAUUCAGACGAUCGCUUUGAUUACCUAUUUGAUGGAAAAGAAGAAAGUUAAUGGACCGUAUUUGAUUAUCGUACCUUUAUCUACAUUAUCAAACUGGGUUUUGGAAUUUGAAAAAUGGUCUCCUUCUGUGCUUGUCGUAGCCUAUAAAGGUUCACCAGCUAUGCGGCGUACCCUACAAGCUCAAAUGAAAUCGGCUAAAUUCAACGUUCUGUUGACCACUUACGAAUACGUGAUUAAAGAUAAAUCCAUUUUAGCCAAGAUCCAUUGGAAAUAUAUGAUUAUCGACGAAGGUCAUCGUAUGAAAAAUCACCAUUGCAAAUUGACUCAAGUGCUGAAUACACAUUAUAUCGCACCUCAUAGGCUGCUUUUAACCGGUACACCUUUGCAGAAUAAAUUACCUGAAUUAUGGGCUUUGCUGAAUUUUCUUCUGCCAUCGAUUUUCAAAUCGUGUUCAACUUUCGAGCAGUGGUUCAAUGCUCCUUUCGCUACAACCGGUGAAAAAGUGGAACUGAAUGAAGAAGAAACCAUUUUGAUCAUUCGACGUUUGCAUAAAGUACUUCGGCCAUUUUUAUUGAGGCGAUUGAAAAAAGAAGUCGAAUCGCAGCUGCCUGAUAAAGUCGAAUAUAUCAUUAAAUGCGACAUGUCCGGAUUACAACGUGUUUUAUACAGGCAUAUGCAGAGUAAAGGUGUCCUUUUAACUGAUGGAUCAGAAAAAGGUAAACAAGGUAAAGGAGGAGCGAAAGCGUUGAUGAAUACCAUCGUCCAAUUGAGAAAAUUAUGCAACCAUCCAUUCAUGUUUCAACAUAUCGAAGAGAAAUACUGCGAUCACAUCGGAACAUCAGCUGGUGUUAUUAGCGGGUCAGAUUUAUAUAGAGUAUCCGGUAAAUUCGAACUACUGGAUAGGAUCCUACCUAAAUUGAAAGCAACCAAUCACCGAGUUUUGCUGUUCUGUCAAAUGACUCAAUUAAUGACCAUUAUGGAAGAUUACCUGAACUGGCGCAAAUUCACGUAUCUGCGUUUGGACGGAGGGACCAAAUCAGAGGAUAGAGGAGAGUUAUUGAAAAAGUUCAACAGCCCCGAUAGUGAAUAUUUCCUGUUCAUACUGAGUACUCGAGCUGGUGGCCUGGGAUUGAACUUGCAAGCCGCUGAUACAGUAAUUUUGUUCGAUUCGGAUUGGAAUCCCCAUCAGGAUUUACAAGCUCAAGAUCGUGCCCAUCGUAUUGGUCAACAAAACGAAGUACGUGUGCUGCGUUUGAUGACCGUGAAUUCAGUCGAAGAACGUAUUUUAGCUGCUGCUCGGUAUAAGUUGAACAUGGAUGAGAAAGUUAUUCAAGCUGGUAUGUUUGAUCAAAAGUCCACCGGAUCCGAGAGACAGCAAUUUUUGCAGACUAUUUUGCAUCAAGAUGACGCCGACGAUGAGGAAGAAAAUGAAGUGCCAGAUGAUGAAACAGUGAAUCAAAUGAUCGCUCGAAGUGAAACCGAAUUCGAAACGUUUCAAAAAAUGGAUUUGGAAAGACGCAGGGAGGAAGCCAAACUCGGUCCGAAUCGUAAAUCUCGUCUGGUUGAAGAAGCUGAAUUACCAGAUUGGUUGGUCAAGAAUGACGACGAGGUCGAAAGAUGGUCCUACGAUGAUGAUAACGAACUCAGCGUUACAAUGGGUAGAGGCUCGAGAACUCGUAAAGAAGUCGAUUACACCGAUAGCUUGACCGAAAAGGAAUGGCUCAAAGCAAUCGACGAUACUGUCGAGGAUUACGGUGACGAAGACGAAGAAGAUAUUAAAUUAUCGAAACGAACUAGAAAACGUAAAAAGCGUGGUUUCGACGACGACGACGAUGAUCCUUCGGUCACGUUUCAAAAGCGUAAACGAGUCGACAAAGCUGGUGAAGCGAAACUCAAAAGGCAGAUGAAAAAAGUCAUGGAUGCGGUAAUCAAAUUUACCGAAGAAAUUGAUGGAGAAACUCGAGUACUCAGUGAACCAUUCAUGAAGUUGCCAUCGAGACGUAAAUUGUCUCAUUAUUACGAGGUUAUUAAGAGGCCCAUCGAUAUCAAGAAAAUUCUUUCGAAAAUUGAGGAUGGAAAGUAUACUUGCCUGGAUGACUUGGAAGAUGAUUUCAUCCUACUGUGUAAAAAUGCCCAGGAGUAUAACGAGGAUAUUUCGUUAAUUUAUCAAGACUCGGUUAAAUUAGAAACCGUGUUCUUGAACGCUAAAGAAAGAUUGGAAAGUUUGGAAUAAAGGCGCUGCUGUUUGUUUUUUGUUUUUUAAAAUUUAUAAUUGUUUGUGAUUUUUUCUGAGUUGAAACGUUGAAGUCAAGUAAACCAAAUUUGUUUCUCACUUUAACCAAAUACUUUGAGUACCAUUAGUUUUGUUGUAUCUGUUGUUCUUUUAUGGUAAUAAAUUUCGUCAUUAUGAUUUA